Messenger RNA from Cylas formicarius (sweet potato weevil), 5619 nucleotides. It is a transcript of the gene Abca3, whose product is annotated as phospholipid-transporting ATPase ABCA3. Lineage: Eukaryota; Metazoa; Arthropoda; Insecta; Coleoptera; Brentidae. Gene Ontology annotation, biological process: transmembrane transport; lipid transport. The transcript has 19 exons. Gene Ontology annotation, cellular component: intracellular membrane-bounded organelle; membrane. Gene Ontology annotation, molecular function: lipid carrier activity; ABC-type transporter activity; ATP binding. The record is from RefSeq and is a predicted model, not a curated record. The coding region runs from base 272 to 5437 and encodes 1721 amino acids.
GGUAUCAGUAGGCAUAUCGAUUGGAGUACGAAAAUCAGAUAAGGGAAAAUAAAAGCGAAAAUUGUAACACAAACUCGUUAAUGUAACGAUUUUCGUCGUCGGACGGAGUCUCGUAGUUUUCCCGUCGCAGCGCGCGCGUUUUCCGUCGUGUCAAGGUGAAGUUCAACUCUAUUUUCAGUUUUUCAGCGUUUCUAACCUUCCAAGACGCGUCUGCCGCGAUUUCGGGACAAAUUUCGGGUAUAAAAUAUGAGAUAGCGAUACGAAAGAAACGAUGGGCAACAAAUUUGAUAAAUUUCGGCUGCUCAUGUGGAAGAACUGGCUCCUCCAGUACAGGAAACCACUGCAGACAAUCAUAGAAAUAAUCGCACCAGUGCUAUUCUCCAUAAUACUAGUGGUUAUAAGGAGUUUGGUGGAUCCGAAACCACGCGGUCCCGUGGAAUUCCAGCCGUUUUGCACGUUGCCCAUUCCCAUAGCGUUAUGUUCUAGACAAGGGGAACAGAACGAUUUGAAUUUGAGGGAUGUCACGAACUUCGGUCUCGUGUACUCGCCCAAAAAUACAGCGUUGGAUAGGGCGAUGAACCCUUUGAGGUUGUGGGGCAUCGACGUGGCGGCCCUGCAAAACGCCCAAGAGCUCGAAAAUUAUUUCGUCACUCACAGCGCUAACACGACCUUCGCUGGAUUGCAAUUCAGCGACGACAUAGCUAACAGCGAUCACUUACCUGAUCGCCUGAGCCUCGCUAUACGUUUUCCCUCGGAACUUCGGUCCGGAGGCUCGAGCUAUGGCGUAAACAGCCAAAACUGGUUGACCAACUUGGUGUAUCCGAUUUUCCAGACAGCUGGCCCUCGGUCCCCCAAUUCUAGCACGGGAGCGACGCCAUAUUAUUAUCGCGAGGGCUUCCUGGGUCUGCAGCAUAUCACCAGUUUGCUGAUAAUCUUGGAACGUUUGAACGUGUCUCUAACCGAUUUUUCGGAACUAGCGGCUGCCUUGCCGCCAUAUUUACCGCUAAUUACGAUGCGAAGAUUUCCUCACGCUUCGUGGUACGACGACAUGCUUCUUACCGCUUUGGAAUCCUUUGUCGGGAUGAUAAUAAUGUUGAGUUUCGUCUACACUUGCAUCAACACCGUCAAGACCAUCACGCAAGAAAAAGAGAAGCAGUUGAAAGAAGCGAUGAAAAUAAUGGGUUUACCGGGCUGGCUCCACUGGACGGCCUGGUUCGCCAAGUCCUUGUGCUACCUGCUGAUAUCGAUCGUUUUGAUGGUGAUCCUUCUGAAAGUCAAAUGGUACAGCAACACCGACAGUACCGUUUUUACAUUCGCGAAUCCGUCGCUGAUGUUCAUUUUUCUGUUCUUUUACAUCUGCGCGACGAUCACGUUUUGCUUCGUAGUCAGCGUCUUUUUCUCGAAGGCAAACACGGCCGCCACCAUAGCGGGUCUCGCCUGGUUUAUAACUUACGCCCCGUACUUGUUCAUGGCCCAAAACUACGACACGCUGUCUUACUCCUCCAAGGUGAUAGCCAGUUUCGCUUCGAACUCGGCGAUGGCUUUCGGCUUCCAGUUGAUGAUACGAUUCGAGGGAACUGGAGACGGAGUGCAGUGGAGCAACCUGUGGAGCCCCGUGACUCCCGACGACGAUCUAACCCUUGGAUUCUUGACGGUGAUGCUUGCCGUCGACUCGGUGCUAUAUCUCUUGAUAGCUCUCUACAUCGAAGCUGUUUUCCCCGGCGAAUAUGGCGUGCCUCAGCCCUGGUACUUCCCGUUCACUUCGAGCUUUUGGUGCGGACGAUCUAAUCAGACAGCUGUGGAAGACUUCGCCGACGAGGCGGUCAACGAAAAAGAAUAUUUCGAAAAGGAACCGCGAAAUCUCCACGCCGGUAUCAAAAUUCGUAACCUGCGCAAAGCGUUCGGUCAGAAAGCUGCGGUGAGGAAUCUGUCGUUAAACAUGUACGAGGGACAGAUCACCGUUCUCUUGGGCCACAACGGUGCCGGAAAAACGACCACCAUGUCGAUGCUGACCGGGAUGAUCACGCCUUCGAGCGGUACCGCGGUGGUCGGCGGGUACGACAUCAGAACCAACAUGGACGGAGUGAGGGAGAGUCUGGGGUUGUGCCCGCAACACAAUAUCAUCUUCGACGAGCUGACCGUCGCCGAACACUUGUACUUUUUCAGUAAACUGAAAGGAGUCAAGGAGAAGGACACCAAGGAGGAAAUUGACAGAUACGUUGAACUUCUCGAGCUCCAACCCAAGAGAAACGAAAAAUCAACCACGCUAUCUGGCGGCAUGAAGAGGAAGUUGUGCGUCGGCAUCGCGUUGUGCGGAAACUCGAAGGUGGUGAUGCUGGACGAGCCCACUGCCGGAAUGGACCCUUCUGCGAGAAGAGCGUUGUGGGACUUGCUGCUCAACCAAAAAACGGGUACUUUCACGAUGGCCGCGUGGUGGUGUUUUUUUUUUGUAACGCGUUCUAUUCUUGUAGGAAGGACGGUGCUGCUGACUACCCAUUUUAUGGACGAGGCGGAUCUGCUGGGAGAUAGGAUCGCUAUCAUGGCCGGUGGCGAAUUGCAGUGCUGCGGCUCUUCUUUCUUCCUGAAGAAGAAGUUCGGUGCCGGGUACCAUCUGAUCAUGGACAAAUCCGCCGACUGCGAUCCUAUGCGGGUCACCGAAGUACUGAGGAGACACAUUCCGAACAUCGAAAUCGAGAGCAACAUUGGAUCAGAAUUGACGUACUUGUUGUCGGAAAAUCAGUCGUACGUGUUCGAACCGAUGCUGAGGGAUCUGGAGACAAAAACUACCGAACUGGGUGUGAACAGUUACGGUAUAUCGCUGACGACUCUGGAAGAGGUGUUUAUGAAGGUCGGCGCGGAUCACGGACAAGAGGAAAUGUACAAUAACGAAGUGCAGAACGGAACAAUCGAGAACGGGAACUACCAUUUAUCGAGUCCCGAUGGUCCUCAAACGAAAGUGGAAAUUGGAUCGAACGCUCACACGACCCACUUCGAACUAGUGAGAAAUCAGUUCAAGGCCAUGUUCAUCAAGAAAAUAUUGUCGACACUAAGAUCGUGGAUAUUGUCGUUGAUCCAGAUCGCCAUUCCCAUGAUAUUCCUCAUAAUCACGAUGGCCGUGAGCAAAAACAGCGGCGCGAACCUCGACCUACCCCCCAUGGCUCUGGAUCUGGACAGGUUUUCCGGAUCGAUAAGUUUGAUCGAAGUAAAUUCGCAAAAUGCCCUCGUUAAGCGAUAUGCUAACGCUUAUCAAGACGUAGUGGGGUCGACCACUGAAACGGUGCGAAGUAUCCGGGAGUCCAUGAUGAAUCUGACAAGAGACGUACCCAAUUUGGUGAGGCGUCACUACGUAAUAGGCGCCUCGCUCGGCGACUCGUCCGUUUCGAAUGACAAUUACACGUUCGGACCGGAUUUUACGGCGUAUUUCAAUAACGACCCCUACCACACCCCCGCCAUCGCGCUGGCCCACGCUUUGAACACGAUGUACAGGGUGAUGCUGAACUGCACCGACUGCGGGAUAGAUUUUGUUAAUUAUCCGUUACCGUUCAGCCUACAAACGCAAGUUUUCCGUUUGUCAAGCGGCGAAAACAUGGGUUUUCAGUUGGCUUUCAACGUGGCGUUCAGCAUGGCGUUCGUCUCGUCGUUCUACAUCAUCUUCAUUGUGCGGGAACGCGUCAGCAAGGCGAAGCAUUUGCAGUUCGUCUCGGGUGUCAAAGUUUACGUGUUUUGGAUCACCCACUUGAUCUGCGACCUUCUGACGUAUUUCAUAACGAUCGCGGUAUAUUUGGUGACGCUCGUUUGUUUCCAAGAGGGCGGCUUCAAAACUUUCAGCGAAAUAGGACGAAUGUUCGUUAUUUUGCUGUACUUUGGUUGGGCGAUGUUGCCAUUCAUCUACUUCGCCGGUUUUUGCUUCGAAGUCCCAUCUACCGGUUUCACCCGAAUGACCCUCUUCAGUAUAUUCACCGGUUGCGCCGCGUUUUUGAUCGUCCAGGUAUUGAACACGGACGGGUUGGAUCUGGAAUACGUGGGCAGAAUCCUCGAUUGGAUAUUCCUAGUGAUUCCGCAUUAUUCGCUUGCCACUGGCAUUCGAGACUCCUACACGCUUUACAGUUACAACUAUAUCUGCGACUUCUUUUACGACACUUGCAGGCAAACCAUCCCGAACGCGACCAACGAGGAAUGUCUCAAUGAAUCGCCUGAGAUAAGAGCAUAUUGUGAAGGCCUCGACAGUAAUUAUUUCAAAUGGGACACGCCCGGUAUCGGUCGUAACCUCACUUAUUCCUUCACCGUCGGCACCGUCUUGUUCGCCGUUCUUCUCGUCGUCGCGUACCAGGUGUUUUCCAAAAUUAUCUACAGAGUGACGCAAAAAUAUUCCUCCAAACACCCGAAACCCGUCCCUGACGAGGACGAUGACGUGGCUAACGAGAAAAACAAAAUAUCGGGCACGCCGCAGGACGAACUGCUCCGCAAGUACACCCUGGUGUUGAAAGAUCUCACCAAGUACUACAAGAACCACGUCGCCGUUAACGGAUUAUCUUUGGGCAUAAACCGGUACGAGUGCUUCGGCCUCUUGGGGGUUAACGGAGCCGGUAAAACCACCACGUUCAAAAUGAUGACGGGGGAUGUUCGGAUUACGUACGGUGACGCCUGGAUCGACAGCUUCAGCGUGAAAAACGACAUCGAAAACGUACAGAAACGGGUCGGAUACUGUCCCCAGUUCGACGCCCUCCUCGACGACCUCACGGCAAGGGAAACUCUAAAAAUAUUCGGGUUGUUGAGGGGUCUGCGGUCGGACGAGUGCAAUUUUGUAGCGGAACAUUUGGCCCGCGAGUUCGACUUCUUCAGACACCUGGACAAGAAAGUCAAAGAGCUGAGUGGCGGCAACAAGAGGAAGCUGAGUACGUCCCUCGCCCUCAUCGGCAAUCCGCCGGUUUUGUACUUCGACGAGCCGACCACAGGUAUGGAUCCGGCAACCAAGAGGUAUCUAUGGAACGCCCUCUGCAAAGUGAGGGACAGCGGCAAGUGCAUAGUUCUGACGUCGCACAGCAUGGAAGAAUGCGAGGCUCUCUGUACGAGGCUGGCGAUAAUGGUGAACGGAAACUUCAAGUGCUUGGGAUCGACGCAGCAUUUGAAGAGCAAGUUCGCCGAGGGGUACACGAUAACGAUCAAAAUCAAGAAACCCGAAAACAGCGCCGCAGACGAACAUUCAAACACCGAACAAAUCGAGAGGUUUAUCAGGGACAAUUUCAGAAGUGCGGUGCUAAGGGAGAAACACGAAGAACUGCUGACUUAUUAUGUCACGGACAGGGAUAUACCGUGGUCCAGAAUGUUUGGUAUUUUGGAGGAGGGGAAGAGGAGGGACUUAAACAUUGAGGAUUAUUCACUGGGACAAAGCAGUUUGGAGCAGGUAUUCCUUACGUUCACCAAACACCAAGUCUAAACCAUCAGUAUUCAGUGCCUUGGACGGAAUGUGAUAAUAACGUGCAAUAAGUUUCGUCGAGUGUCGAAAUCAUGGCUGUCGGCUGACGAGUUCUUCUAAUUGGCAUAACUUUUAUUUAAUGACGAUGUGAUAGGUCGGAUUGUUUCGCGUUUCAACAAAAUGGAAAUAAAUAUUUUUUUGUA